AUGGCUCAACAUUCCAUUCCAUUUAUCUCGGUAAAUCAAGGCGAACUAAAUUUAUCCAAAGCAGAGGUAAACCUAGAGUUUGAAGAAGAGGAUGAGAUCAAUAAUUCUGAUUUUAUGACCAAUCUCGGUGAUACAACUCUACAGGUGUUAUCAAAUAUAGAAUCAUACGUUGGAACGUCAUUUCUCAACUAUGAGAAAAUAUCUCCUGCCAUGAGUGCUCACUUAAAACACAAAUUUCUUUCCCAAGUUAGUGAAGCUUUAAAAUAUGAAAAGGUCAACCCUACACUUGAAAAGACACUUCCCUCAAUAAGAGAGAAAACAGUGAAGAAGAUACAGGACUCAUUCCAUGUCGAUCCAACACUGAGCUUUGUUUUUGGAACACCCUCGACCGACAAGGAUGGCAAGUUAAUUACAAAUAACAGUAGGAAAAAUUUAUUCUUAAAGAGAGACGAUGUGAACACUUACUUGGAACUAGUGGACAAUACCUUUAUACAGGAGAAUUACUAUUCUAUUGAAAAUGAUUCGAUUAUUGGAGAAAGCAGUAAGGAAGAUUUGCUUGAUUGUUGGAGAGCCGAAUUCAAAACACGGCAACUCCAUAGUAUACCAGCAAUCCAAAUGAAAGACGUACUCUUCACUUCCUCCUUAUUUAUGGAUCCUUUGAAUAUUGAAAUGCUCAUAUCCUCGAACCUUGAACCAAAAAAUCCAAUUCUCCAAUUAAUUCAAGCUCAAAGUAUAUCAACACAUGAGGAUUACAUUGGAAAAUUGAAAGGAUUAUUCAAAUAUAACAACUUACAGUGGAUGGGAACAUAUCAUUCACAGUGCCUACGUGAUUUUUUUGGAACUGACUUGAUUGAUGUUACUAAUGUGAAUAAUGCACGAUCUCUCAGCAUGUCCAUAGAUUUGGAUAAUCUCUCAAGUAUUGCAUACUCAUUUCUCAAAAUCUCUGAAAAUCACCGUAGCUUGUGCAAUCAGGUAUUUGAAGAAAAUAAUUCGAGCGCUCUAUGGAGAGACUUUUACCUUGAUAAUUACCAAGUUCUAAACCCUAUGAAAGAUCUAUCAGAAUCCAUUCUAGAAAAUAGUAUCCAGCACACAACUUCAUUGAGAAUUUUAAAAGAGAUUGGAACCCACCAAAGUAAUAAUGAAGUGAGCAGUAAUUGUGAUUGGAUUUCUCUAAUGAAGUCUAUAGCCAACAAACUCCAUUUUAACAAAUCUAUAUUCUGUAACUUUGUGGAUGAAUUGGAUAAAGCAACAGUGAAGUCUAAUUUUUUGGAAUUAUCAUCAAUAAUAAUGAAAUUCUAUUACUCAAUUCAUCAAGUAAUGACAGAAUUAGUUGAGAUUUUGCAAACACAAUCCAUAAGCGAAUUAUUCAUUGUUUUAUUGUUAAUAUCCUCCAUUGGAAACAAAACAUACUCUAUUAUUGAUUUCAGCUUUUCUAAUGCGCUGAAAUCUCGAUAUUUUCAUACUCGGUUUGUUGAAUUGAUACUGCAUCUGCUGCACCAACAAGAUGAUGAGUGCAAAUUCCAAUCAAUAGCUAAGGACAUUCAAAUGUUAUCAUUUCUGAAUGUAUGCUUGAUUGGAUUUAGAGAUGGUCUCUUCCUUUCCAAGAUUAAAAUUGCUAGAGCCAUUUCUAUGGAACUAAUUUCCAAUACUCAAUCAAUCAAUAGAUCAUAUUUAGAAUCUCCAAUUUUAAAUAUUUGCAAAAUACGAAUAGGAAAUAAUUACAUGCUCUCAAAUAGAACCACUGCAAGGUUACUAGUUUAUAAUCACUUGAAAAUUGUGAAUGAAAAGUCAAAAGAAAUGAAAUCCAUUGAAGACAAACUACUUUUGGAAAAUAUGUUUGUGGAAAGCAAAACUCAUGAAUCUAAAACUACGAAAAGCGACAAGAACACUUUAAAAGGCGUAAAUUUGAUAUCCAUCAAGGAUCAACAAGUUGUGAAAAACUCUUACAAAUUUUUGGAUGAUCAGCUUAAAGAAAUUAUUCAUGAAAUGCGACCAAAAUCACAAAAAAGUCACCAACCGAUUCUAAAUGAUGAGAAGGAUGACUUUGAAGACAUUCUGGAUAGUUUAUCAUCAGUUUGUGAAGUUAUUAUUGUACCCUCUGAAGAUUCUGAGACUCUGACACGCUCUCCAUCAAAAGUGAAGAAAAUGCUAUUGGAAUCAUUGCCCUCAUUACUUUUUGAGAUGUUACACACUUUUCCAGACUCUGUAAAUCAUUGGCUUUCCUUCAUUGUGCAACAGACCAUGUCAUUUCUUAAAACUUUAGAGUGUUGUCAAAUAAUUUCACUCAAAUUCAAAAUUCAUGGAGAAAAGUCUGUACAAUUAACCAGUAGAAAGGUUAGCUUUGUGGACAUUUCCAUGUUCUUGGCCAUGCAAUGCGCAAACGCUUUAUUUCAAACCAUACGGAAGAAUAUUGAACCUUUUAGCAAGAUUUUAUUCGAAAUGUGCCUCAUUGUCGAAAACUUUCUCAUUCCAGAUAAUGAAGCCAACAAUGCCUCCCAAAACAUUCAAUCCUUGAAGGCCAAACUAGAGAAAUACGCUCUCACAAUCCAAGAAAUACUGAAACCAGACUCUCAUUACAUAAUUCAAUCAAUAAGAAAUCAAGUUGGUCAAGAAGAAUUCAUUGAUAUUAUCAAUCAUUUACAAGUGGAAAAUGAGGAAGGCCUUUCCCAAAUAUUGGAACAUGAAAUAUUAUCCUUCACCAAACAACACAUUAUACAGGAACGUUUAUUGGACUAUCACUUGUGUAUGAAUCAAUUUUAUGGAGAAUAUUUGGAAAAUAUGAUUCCUCUUGGUGAAACUAUAGAGUAUUUGAAACUUUCAAUAUACGAAACAAAUAUUCCAAUGCCAAAUCGUCAUUAUUGGAGAGAACAGCUCUUUUUGAGUUUGGAUUUUGAAGAGUACGCAGAAAUACUCCAACAAGUACUUGAUAGCUGUCCUAAGGAUUUGGAUGAGAAUGCAGAAUCGAGUACAUUAAUUCUACUCCAACAAUUAAUUCUCGUGUUGGGUAAUUAUCCAUUUCACAAGCUACUCACAUCUACUGAGAAUGAUAGUAUUCCCUAUCUUCAUCCGAUUAUUCAUUCGUCAGUGAUAUCAAAAAUUGCCUCUGAUCCUCUCAUUCAACAAGAAAUUACAAACAUGAAACCUUCACUCAAAGUAUUGGUGGGAAAGUUAUUUGAUGCCUUGAUUAGAAAGUGUUGUCAAGCCAAAAUGGAAUUCAACAUGAACUAUAUCAAAUCUGUCAAGCACGAAUUAAUCAAAUCCUUACAUGAAUCACACAAUUUAGCUGAAAACUAUCGUGCAUCCAAUAUGGUUCUAUCAGAUAAGUUACACAAUUUUCUAAUUAAAAACUAUUCAAGAGGAGGAGAGGAAUAA
Naegleria gruberi is the source of this 3372-nucleotide messenger RNA. RefSeq lists its product as uncharacterized. The transcript has a single exon. NCBI's taxonomy places the organism in Eukaryota, Heterolobosea, Eutetramitea, Acrasida, Naegleriidae. The record is from RefSeq and is a predicted model, not a curated record. The coding region runs from base 1 to 3372 and encodes 1123 amino acids.